AUCCGCUGGUGGUGGGUGGGGCGGCCUGGAUGUGGACCUGUGUGCUGAUGGUGUGUGACAAGAAGUCCUGUGGCUGGCAUUCUUUUGGAAUCUUAUGAUUGUGCUCCUGCUUUCCCAAGCUGGUUUCACGACUUCAUGGGUCAAUAAUUGUAGUGAAAUUGUUGAGUUUACGCUACUGGGCGGUACCAUCUGGUGACGUGCGCAUGCGCAAUAGCGUACGGUGCGCAGGCAACUGCCCAGACAGAGAAGUAAACAGAUACGCGUGAGCGGACUGGUUGUAUCGCGGUAGGGAGCGACCGCGUGUGGCUGUGCGGGUCGCGGGGCCCGUCAGCGGCAAAAAUUUAUGACAGCGUGAUUUGGCUGCCAUGGCUUCUGUGGGAAUAAGUAUCCCUCCAUCGGAAUCCGUCACUUCGCCCGUCUCGGCGAAGAAGAGUGCGUUCAAUGAUGCCGGCAACCGUGGAUAUGAAACGUUCUCGAGGCGCCACAGCGCCCACGGUGGCCAGUCAGAGCGGGCCACCGCCGGCCAGCAGCGGGUACCGCGCAAGCGCAGCUUCAGCGUGUACGCCGACUGCCGCGGCGGCAAGCGGCGCCGCUACGGCAUCGUGCCGCCGACCAAGUUUCUGCUGGGCGGCAACAUCUGCGACCCGCUCAACCUGGGCAGCCUCAACGACGAGGAGGCCAACCGAAUCGCCAACGCAAACACGCCCGUGUCGUCGCCGAUGCCGACGCCCAAGUACCGCAAGGAGCGGAUCGAGGUCAUCAUCCCGCCCGACAUCAGCGACCCGCUGGGCCUGAACGGCCCCGAGGACAGCGGCGGGCCCGACUCGCUCGUCUCGCCCUCCUCACAGCGCAAGAAGAAGAACAAGCGGAAGAAGAAGCACCCCUCAGGCCACGGCGCCGACCGGUCUGCCUCGGAACCGGCCGGCCGCUCGCUCUCCGAGUCGGGCGCCCGCUCCGUCUCCGAGAGUGGCGACUCGAGCACGGUGGCGCCCAGCGAGCUCGAGUUCACCCCCUGCACCGACGCCGGCGCGCCCUGCGUCAGCGCUCCGCCCGAGGUGCCGCCGUCGGACGGCCCCACGCAGCUGCCGCAGCACACGCCCGUGUUCCGCGCGCGGGACGCGGCGUUCCAGUACGGCAACUACAACAGAUACUACGGCUACCGGAACCCGGACCAGCUGGACUCGCGGCUGGGCUGGCUGAAGCGCGAGUGGUUCAGCGGGCUGGACGUGCUGGACGUGGGCUGCAACGUGGGCCACGUCACGCUGACGGUGGCGCGCGACUACCUGCCGCGCCGCUGCGUGGGCGUCGACAUCGACAGCGGCCUGGUGAAGGUGGCGCGUCGGAACGUGAAACACUACCAGCGGGCGGGCGAGUUUCCCGACAGCAUGCCGCUGCUGUACGGCGACCUGCAGCCGCCGCACAAGGCGCCCGGCACGCAGUUCCCGCGCAACGUCACGUUCGAGCACGCCAACUUCGUGCUGGAGACGGACGCGAUGCUGGAGACGGUGCGGCCCGAGUUCGACACCAUCCUCUGCCUGAGCAUCACCAAGUGGGUGCACCUGAACUUCGGCGACGCCGGCAUGCGGCGCUUCUUCCGGCGGGUUUUCCUGAGCCUGCGGCCGGGCGGCCGGCUGCUCCUCGAGCCGCAGCCAUGGGCCAGCUACGUCAAGAAGAAGAAGCUGACGCCGCGGAUUUGGCAGACCUUCCACGAGAUCCGGCUGCGACCGGAGACCUUCCCGGACCUGCUGAUCAACGAGAUCGGCUUCGAGUGCUACAAGACGGUCGGCCGGCCGCACCACAGCGCCAAGGGCUUCAGUCGUCAACUGCAGCUCUUUACCAAGGCCGGCGAGGUGACGGCCGUUCCGCCCUCCUCACCCGACCCCGGCGCGCCCGCCAGCUCGGCGCCGCCGGCCGACGCGAUGGACGGCGGCGAGGGUGCGCCGCCGGCCGGCACGCCCGAUGGCGACGGGCGGCCGGGCGGCCCGUGACGGACGUCAGGCGGGAGGGUGGCGACGCCCGACCGGCGAGGGACAGUACAAAGUGUCGCAGGGCACGCUGCGACUGCGCUGUGACCUACUUCCUCACCAGUCAGACAAUGCUGCGCGGGGUGGUGGCGCGCGAGCGUGGGUCGGCGGCGAUGGCGACGGGCGCCGCUGCGGAGGCGGCCCAGACCGGGGCCCGCUGUCGCAUGGCCGGCACGCGGACCAGACCCGCGCGUGCCGCAGUGAGAGUCUACCUUUCCGAUGCGUUGGAUCUCGAGGCUUUUCUAACCCAAUGCGGUGCAAGGAUCUCGUUUUUUAUCGUUUUGUCGGGAAGUACCGGAGCCGUGUCUGGAGUUGGCGGGUCGCAGUGUCGAGCCGCGAUCUGGCGCGCGGCUCGCUGACAUCCUCACCUCUUUGCGUCUUGACUGUUGGACUGUUGGACACCAGGCGGCCCUUCGCCGUUUGUUUUCGUUCUCUCCGAGCACCGGCACGCCUCAGGACCGGCGCUGUCCGAACGCGCCACGUCUCGCGCGUGUGUACCCGGCGCUGCGACCGCUGGACAAUACCGAUGCAAUAACGUCUCUCGAGCGCGCCUGCGGACGGCCGCCGGUGCGCGCUAUGCAACUGACCUGCCGGCGGUGCUAUUGCGGGGUUCUCAUCGCGUCGGGUCGCGUCUGCGCCUCACCCGCGGACGGCCGCGCUGUGGACGGCCGCGCGAGCCAGCCAGGGAGAGCUGGACUCCCGGCUUGUUCUGUUAUCCCUGAGACUGAGAAUACACCGCGUGUGG
Molecule: messenger RNA, 2769 nt
Organism: Pollicipes pollicipes
Lineage: Eukaryota; Metazoa; Arthropoda; Thecostraca; Pollicipedomorpha; Pollicipedidae
Product: putative RNA methyltransferase Y17G7B.18
Exons: 11
Coding region: 366-1988 (540 amino acids)
Biological process (GO): snRNA modification
Molecular function (GO): RNA methyltransferase activity; O-methyltransferase activity; snRNA binding
Source: RefSeq, a predicted model, not a curated record